Meloidogyne enterolobii is the source of this 4195-nucleotide messenger RNA. The record is from the annotation of a GenBank genome assembly. NCBI's taxonomy places the organism in Eukaryota, Metazoa, Nematoda, Chromadorea, Rhabditida, Meloidogynidae.
UUUAGUCAUAGAGAUCCUCAAUCCACUGAUAGUUUACUGUUGCAAGGAUUUAACUUCCUUAAGAUUUCGCGAAUUCCGUUUGCAUCAACUCAUUGUCAUUGUUUCCCCUUAAAAGCUGUCAUUGUUUCCCCUUAUAAGUUUGACACAAAUUUCAAAAAAAAAAUUUCAAUUUAAAGGCUCUGAUAUUUUACUCGAAUGUUCAAUUGCUCAAACUGAUUCUCCAUUUCAAAUUCAAUGGUAUACAAAAGACAGGAUUAUGGACAAAGAAAAAGAUGAUGAUAUUGUUCCUGGUUUUUCUGGACGUUACAAGUUAUUGAAAGAAUCAAAUGAUGAAUUAAACUUGGCUAUCUCAAAUUUGACUCUUGAUGAUGAUGGAAAAUUUCAAUGUCAAGUUAUUGGGCCAAAUGGAGUAUUUUUGCGUUCGCAUGAUUUUGUUGAAGUUUUGGUCCCACCUCGAACUGUUCGUUUCGAAAAUUUUCAAUCUGGACAAACUUUAAUAGUCAAUGAAGGCUCACAAAUUAAUUUAACUUGUAUUUCUGAACAAUCAAAACCUCAGGCUGAUUUAAAUAUUUUUUUGAAUGGAAAGAAGGCAACAGAAAAUAUUUUUAGAAAUUUUAUUUCAUUAAAAAAUGGAACAAUUAAUACAUUUGCAAGCCUUGUUUUAAGGCCAGGUAAAAUUCAUCAUAAUAUUGUUAUUUCCUGUGAAGCAACUCAUUCUGAAACGUCUACGAAAAUGAGAGAUUUUAUUACUUUGGAUGUUUAUUAUUCUUCUGAUCGCCCAAAAAUUGAUUUAAUUGGAGGAACAAAUGGUGGUGAUACUCCUCUUUUGGCUGGUCAAAAUAUUACUUUAUUGUGUAUUGCUGAAGGGGGUAAUCCAUCACCACAAUUGCUUUGGUCUAAUAAUCAAAAAGGACAAUUAAAUUCAACUUUUGUUUAUGAUGAGUCUAGUCAGAUAACUCAAAACGAGCUUUCCUUUAUUCUUUCUGGUGCUGAUAAUGAUGUAACUUUUGAAUGUACUAGUCAAUCACAUUCCAAUAUGACACCUUUAAUUAAUCGAAUUACUCUACAUGUUGAUUACCCUCCCGCAAAUGUUUUUCUUUAUGGAAGUACUGUUGUUCGAAAAGGGGAAGCUUUAACAAUGUCUUGUACUUCAAGUGUCUCCUCUCCAGCAGCAACAAUUACUUGGCAAAUAAAUGGGUCACCUACUCAAAAACAAAUACAACAUAAAACUAAACAAUUACAGGGUUUUGUAACUCAAUCAAAUAUUACAAUUGAUUCAACGAUGCUUUUACAUGGACAAAAUGAAAUUUUGGUGGCUUGUAUUGCUAGUAAUGGUGUUGAACUUCCAGUGCAAAAAUCUCAUAUAAUUCGAGUUUUAUCGCCACCUUCACAUCCUGUCAUUUCUGAAAGUGAAACAAAUACUGUGCCUUUAGAGGGUGUUUUAUACAAUUUAACAUGCGAGUCUCAGGGAGGUCACCCAUUUGCUACAAUUUCUUGGUUUCGUGGAGUUGAGAAGUUAAAAGAAACUGAAAAUACGUUAAAUGGCGAUAGCUCAAUUAGUACCUUAACACUUUUACUUGAUAGAGCAAUGAAUGGUCAACAAAUUCGUUGUGAAGCUGAAAAUGGUGCUACUGAUUUACCUCUUAUUGCUAAAAAGAAUUUGGUUGUUUUGUUUCCACCAAUUCAAGUUCGAGUUAAGCCUACAAGAAAUGUUCAUAUGAUUGCCAAUUCCCCAACAGAAUUAUCUUGUACAAUUCCCUCCUCGAAUCCUAUGGCUGAAUUAAGUUGGGAAUUUCCAAAUACUGUGGAUAAGCAAUUGACAAUAUCAAGGAAUGGUGAACAAAUUAGAAAAUCGAGCAAACCUGUUGGAGAAUAUCACGGCUAUGAAGCAGAAAAUAUUAUCCAAUUUACUCCGACUGAAGCAAUGGAUGGGGCUGAAGUUCGUUGUAUUGCUUCACAUCAUUUAUGGAAUGAGAAGAAAUAUGGAACUUUUGCUUUGGAUAUUAAAUAUCCUCCUCGUAUUCCAAUUGAAGGUCAAAUGUCAAUACUUGUUAGAGAGGGACAAUCCUUUGAAGAAAAUGUAACAAUUUAUGCAAAUCCUCGAGUUAAUGCUUAUGCUUGGCGCAAGGAUGGAUUUACUAUAGAUCGUUCUAUUGGGACUAUCUUUGUUAGACAAUCAGUUAUUGGAGGUAUUGGUGUCACAAAAGAAGAUACUGGUAUUUAUACUUUAUUGGUUUCAAAUGGUGUAGGGACAGCAAAUGCUACAAUUUCUUUAGUUGUUGAAUAUGCAGCAAGAAUUGUUCGAAUAAAUAAUCCUGUUAUUGCUAGUAUUGGUGAAGAUAUUGUUUUAGAAUGUGAAGUAGAUGGAAACCCAUUAAAACUUGGAAUGAUUAGAUGGUUUAGAGGACAAGAAGAAGUCAAACCUUUUUUGUUGGAACAACACCGUUCUGUUUUGAGAAUAAUUGCGACACAUGAAAAUAGUGGGGCUUAUACAUGUCUUGUAGAUAAUGGAAUUGGAAAGCCAAAUUCUUCUAUUGCUUACCUUUUGGUUCGUCGUGCACCUGAAAUUGUUAAAAGGCCGGGGUUUAAUCGUGCCGCUGGUCCACUCGGUGGAAAAGCAACACUUCGUUGUCGUGCUAGUGCUGUUCCAAAUGCAGAAUUUAACUGGGGUAUUGAAGAUGAAGGGCAUAUGAUUCAUCAUAAUACAACAAAAUAUCGCUUUUUUGACACUCAAUUGGAUCACACAACUUUCCAGAGUACUUUGACAAUUUUAAAUUUGGAUGAAAGGGAUUACAAUCGUCGCUAUAGAUGCCGAGCUUUCUUCCCAAGUGUAUUUUAUGCUGAACCUCGACUCUAUCUCUAUUCUUUGUUUAAUUUUUUACAGAACCGUCUCGGACAUGCCCACUCAUUUAUUUCUGUUGGUCCACCAAGCGCACCUGAACAACCUUCUGAAAUUGAAAUUAUCAAUAUAACAAAUACAUCUGCUUCAAUUUCAUGGAUCCCAGGAUUUGAUGGAGGCUCUGACCAAUUAUUUGAAUUAAUAUAUCAAGAUAUGGAUGAAAAUCAAUUAUUUACAUUAAAUACAAGCCUUUCAAAUAUUAUAUUAAACGACUUGAAAACAAAGCAUGGUUAUUCUCUUCAAAUUAGAGCAAUAAAUGCGAGAGGUGAUAUUUCUGACUUGACCCAACCUUUAAUGUUUCACACAUUGGAAGAAAUGCCUCAAAAUGGUGGAAUUGGUGAUAAUAUGCUUUUAAAGAAAAGACUCAUAAGUCAUUCAACAAUAAUUGCUCUAAUUUUUGGCCUUUUGGGACUUUUAUUGCUCAAUAUUAUUUUAAUUUGUUAUUUAAAUCGAAGAAAUAAGCGGCGUAAAAUAUUAGCAAGAAAUUUACAACAACAACAACAAAAUGGUUCUUCCUCAACAGGAAGUGGAGGUAGUGGAAGAACAAUUCAAAUUUAUGGAACAAUGAAUGCUUUACAAAAUAAUUUUCAACAUCAUCAACCUCAAAUAAUCCAACCACAACAGAAUGUAAGGAAUGGAUCUAUUUGCAACCAUUCUGAUGUUCAAAUUGUACAGCAAGAUCAAUCUUUUAUUGAAGAUACACAAUCUGCUCAAACGGUGAUUGAAGUACCUUCUACUUAUUAUUCAAAUGGAGGAAAUGCUCUCAUACAUCAUGACCUUCAACAACAACAUUUUUACAAUCAAAAUAAUUGUGUUAUUUCUGAGGAUCCUUUAGCCGAUCAUUAUGCCAGAUUUCAAAGGCAGGACAUUCAAAAUGUUAAUUUUAACAAUCAAAAUGGUAUGGUCAACUUUUCAUCAGUGGGCCCUGUUUUUGAUAAAAAUUUGAGUUAUCAAGCAUUGCCUAAUCCGGACCCUUAUCCUUACAAUAAUGGUACUAUUGAUGGACGUCAUUAUUCUGGUUAUGUUCCUUCAGGCGUUAGUUAUGCUGCAAAUACAACAACAACAGAUUCAUUUAAUAAUAAUAUUAACGGAACAUGUAAUAGCAAUAACAAUAGUUUACAAAGGAGGGCAACAACAUUAAUGAGGACAUUUCAAGAUUACAAUAAUGGAGGGAUUGUAAAUUAUGAUACUUCUUCGAAUAUUAAAGGAAGUAAAGGAGCUGGGUCAAGAUCAAUAAUUUCUGGACGAGAUUCGAUUCGUGGUGGGGGAAGUGCUGGGGGAGGAGAAUUUCUUUAA